This is a messenger RNA of Sebastes umbrosus (honeycomb rockfish), 1691 nucleotides long. RefSeq names its product GRIP1-associated protein 1-like. The transcript has 2 exons. The record is from RefSeq and is a predicted model, not a curated record. The coding region runs from base 75 to 1214 and encodes 379 amino acids. Lineage: Eukaryota; Metazoa; Chordata; Actinopteri; Perciformes; Sebastidae.
CACCAGAAGUUCGGAUCAGAUCGUAACUUGACUGUGGCAGAGUUGUUAUCAAGACGAGAACAAACACCAAAACAAUGACAGCAUACAUUGACUUCGACUCGCAGGAGUUUGAAAUGAGGGAUUUCUUCCUCACUACCCUGGAACAAACAUGCAGGGUUCAACUGAACGACAGCGAGGCGAAGAUCUCCCGCAGUGCAUCCGAGGGGAGAAUCCUCCUGGAGGUCCAACAGGACGAACUGGGCAAUUUCUUUGAUUGUCUUCCUGAACAGCAGGACAACAACUGGGGCCAAGAGAAGGCCCUGUUGCAGAGGGAGAUAUCUGGCCUGAAAGCCCAGCUCGCUAAGGCUCAGGCUAAAUGUGGCCACUCUCCAUCCAGGGAUAAAUCCCUGAAAUCAGAGUUGGAGAAGAUGAAGGGGGAGAACGAGGCACUUCGAAAGGAAUUGGAGGAAAUUAUGUCUGUGCUCCGCGCUGAAAGGAAGAUGCUCGCUGUGGCUAAAACAAACACCGAGUUGGAGUUGGAGAGCCUGCUCGAGAUUGAAAGGGCUCAAACUAAAGAACUACAGGGAGAGCUGAGCAAGACAAAGGCUGACCUCCAAAAGACGACGGAUGAGGCGAAGACCCAUCAAGCCCAGUUCAACGAGCAGAGAGCAGAGACAGAGAAGAAUGCCGCCAUCCAGGAGACGACAGAGCAAUUCAUAUCCAACUGUCUGUCUGACCUGGAAGAACUCCGAGUCAAUAAGAGUGAGAUGAUUGAUGCUCUGAAGUACGCUGACGAGAAGCUGAAGUCUGGACAUCGCAUGUGGCGGGCGGACAAGUUAGCUCACUAUACGGAGCUGGAAACAUCCCAACGCUCCCAUCUUGCCCAGCUGGAGAUGCAGCACGAGGAGCAUAAGACCAUCGUGGCUGAUCUAAAGACAAAGUUGGAAGAUCAGCGAGCGAGUGACCACUUCUGGCAGCAGGAAUUGAUCUCCGUGCUGGAGGAGACUGAGAAAACCAGAGCCUCCUUUGCUGCUCAGCUGGACGAGCAAAAACAGAGCAACGACACCCUCGUGGCUGCUCUGGAGACGGCUGAGCAGCAGAUAGAGAGCCAUCGCAUCGAGUGCCAGGAGUCAUCCCUCCUUCAGGCCAAGGCCACCGAAAGCGUCCAGCAGACCACCGAGAGCUCCCCGAGGUCCAACAAGACUAGGACCAAGUGGUACCGGAGGUUCUACUAAUGCCACGCUCAGGAGAAAGAAAAUGCACAUACACAUACAUUUACACACACACGCAUUUGUUCUUGUAUCGUUGUGAGGAUCAAUCAGUCUUGACCCCUAAACAGCACUUGUGAAAAGGGUUGUUUGAGGGUUGACACUUCAUUUUACUAUGGGAAAGUGAAGUGAAUUCACUUUUCUGGUGUAAAACCUGUCCUCACAAAGAUAUGAUUACUAAUGCACAAACACCCAGCUGUCCGAGGAGAGGGGAUCUCUCUUUGAAUUGCCUCUCCCGAGGUCUCUCCCCAUGUCCUUUAUGCUAUUCUAAUGUUCAUGGGGAGUUUUUCCUCGUCUUCUUAGAGAGCUGGGGCUGGGCAUCUGUAGCUGAUCUGGGUCUGUGAGGCCCACUGAAACACCUUCAGCUACGCAAAUAAUCUCCUGUUGUAAAUAUAUACCAUUUAACUCCUCUGGGGAAUAAAAACCUAAAAGAAGUUAAUUCUA